Molecule: messenger RNA, 306 nt
Organism: Rhizopus microsporus ATCC 52813
Lineage: Eukaryota; Fungi; Mucoromycota; Mucoromycetes; Mucorales; Rhizopodaceae
Exons: 2
Coding region: 1-306 (101 amino acids)
Source: RefSeq, a predicted model, not a curated record
AUGAAGGCUAUCACUAAAGCAAACUCAAAGCGGGCUACUACCUACAAUGAGUACAACGAUAUGACAAGAGAGAAGUUCAUAGAUCGAAUGCUCGAAAGUUCUGAGGAAAAAGGAAGAAUACCUCGAUUCGCGAAGGAGUUUGACAUCGAAACUCAGAAGAGGACUGGCCGUAAAAGCUCCUUCACAUUUGAACACAAGGAGUACAUUCGAAAUCUACUUGACAAGGACUCUCAGCUUUACACUGAAGAUAUUAUUGACAAUUUAUCUAAACAGUUUACUGGGCUUUACACUUCAGACGCAACUUAA